AUAUACCAUUUUCCCACCUCUGUUUGGUGUCUGGAAAGACUUUUAGAAAUUAAAACUCAAGUUAAAAAGUGAGUGACGGGCUUCCCUGGUGGCUCAGUGGUUGAGAGUCCGCCUGCCGAUGCAGGGGACACGGGUUCGUGCCCCGGUCCGGGAAGAUCCCACAUGCCGCGGAGCGGUUAGGCCCGUGAGCCAUGGCCGCUGAGCCUGCGCAUCUGGAGCCUGUGCUCCGCAACAGGAGAGGCCACAACAGUGAGAGGCCCGUGUACCGCAAAAAAAAGAAAAGAAAAGAAAUCACAAAGCCACAACAGACAUAAAAAUGAUACAGACAACAAGUGCUACGGUCAUUCAAAGAAGGCAUAGAAUUGAUACAACAAGGAUCUCCUCUAUGGCACAGGGAACUGUACUCAAUAUUUUGUAAUAACUUAUAAGGGAAAAGAAUCUGAAAACGGAAUCACUGUGCUGUACACCUGAAACGGACACGACAUUGUAAAUCAACUAUAUUUCAAUUAAAAACCAAACAGACAGACAACAGCAACAACAAAAAACCAAAGAGGUCAUAGAAGUUCUUAUGAGAUUCCAGAAGAGAAGAGAAGAGAAGCCAAAUGAGGACGGGAGAGGAGGCUUUUGAAUUAGUUCAGACGAGAAGUCACAGAGGAACUAGUCUUUGAUCUGAACUUGAGAUUAAGAUUAAGAUGAAUUAAUCUGAAUUAAUUAAGCUUGCAACACAGGGAUAUUACAGAUGAAGGUAAUCACAUAAACUUACUAUACUGAAACUUGCAGAGGUUAUGAGUGUUGUUCAAGAUCCCAAAGCAAGUGCAUUGUGGAAUCAGAAUUUUAAGUGAGGCCUAAUGAACUAAAAACAAAGAAACACAGAAACAAGCCCUUCCUGUGACACCACGUUGCCUUUGAAGUCGUUUUUUUUGGUGGGUUGGCAGAAACUGGUUCCAGUGUUUCUUGCAGGAAUGACUGACCAUAGGACUGGGCGUCGUAGCUUCCUGCCAGGCGGCCGAAGGUCGCAGGCAGGUGGGUCACUGGGACACACGCGAAGGGGCUCCUGCCCGGCCGCCUGGCCGCUCAGUGCCCCUGCCCCAGAGCGGGGGUGCGGGCCUCAAAGCAGCCUUGUCUGAGUCCCCUGCCACUAGAGAGAGUGUUGGCCCAACACUUGUAGAAAACGGGGACCUUGCUGGCAGUUCAGUGCAGGGACACAAAUAAAUCUUUGCCAACUUUCUGCUGAAGCUCACGAGGGUUCACUCCUAAGCCUCUUACAAGGUCAGCUGCCGAGGCUGCGAGAGAUGAGUCAGGGCUCGCCCUCCACCACGGGGAGAUCGCUGGUUAAAGCGCUCACGAGGGAGUGAACCGCGUGUCCGCACCGACACGCAUGGGUAAACCUCGCCGAUGCCUUCUGUCCGGGGUAUGAAGCCCUCUCCUGCCUCUUCCAGGCUCUCUAGAAAGCAUGUGCAGAGCCUCCCACCCCACCCUUGGACUCCACGGGCCACAGCUGGAGGGACCAGCCAAGGAACCAUGGCAGGAAGAGGCCAGAGGUCAGUGGGCCUUGGCCGGAGCCCGUCAGUCGGUCCCCAUUCACACAGCGCCAGACGAUCCUCUUGACCUGGGCAGUAGCCACCAACCGACCGCUGAGCCACGCAAUGCGGUGAAGCCCUGACGCUUGCUGCCACGUCGAUACACCCUGAGAACACGAUGCUCAGCGAGAGAAGUCAUACACAGAAGGACACACAGGGCGUGACCCCACUGAGGAGAAACGUCCAGAGCAGGCAACUCUUGAGUACAUGUAUUUAACAUGCAGGGAACCAGCCCUGACUCCUUGAUCUGGGUCUUCCAGCCUCUAGAGCCUCGAGGACAUCCAUUUCCAUUAUUUACGCGUCUGGGGUUUGAUGAUGGAAGCUGACACCGAGGGCGUCACCACGUGCGGGGUGAUGUCAGUGAAAGAAUCCCAUGGCGAGGGCCUGCCUGAGGACCACGCACGCCCGGGCCCUCCCUGCCUCCUGCCUGCAGCCCUGUGCCUGGGAGUGGAGCUGGUGCAUCGCGUGCCCGACGUCGUGGAAGUUGGUCUCCCGCUCAUCAUGCUGCAGCAGAGAGGGCAGGUUGGGCGUAGGCUUGGUGAAGUUGGCCACCAUGGCCGUGAUGGCGAUCUGGCAGCUCCCAUCGUGCUGUAGGCAGCCCGGCUGCAGGCCGAAGCAGACCUCGUGCCCGGACUUCCCCACCCUGCGGAGGGACGUGGAUGGGGCCCCGCUUCCACAGAGGAGCCCCGGCCCACGGCCGACAGGUUCCGCCACGCAUGCACCGAGGAUAGAGGUCAAAGGUCAGCCCCAGCAGCUCCUGGGAGAUGCCCAGCAACCCGCGUGUGAGCGCCUGCAUGGGGAAAGACUCAUUGAGCAGCACGGAGUCGGCAUGCGUGUGGAACCCCAGCAGGCGGGACUUCAGGGCCUGCAGCCUCACCAGCUCCCUGAGGAUCACGCAGUUCUCCUGGAACCCAGAGACGGAAGGCGCUGGGGACCGAGGGCCACGCCCUCCCCGCGGGCCCCGGGCCAGGUCUCUGCAGGUCCUUUUGGAACCAGAAACGGCAUGAACGUGAUGGGCUCUAAGGCCAAGGGCAGGAAGAAAUGCGGCCAGUCUUUCCAGGAGCCACCAAGGGGCCUCCCCGGGCUCAACAAGACAAACACGGCUGCCAUGCAGACAGUAGCUCAACCCCACGGCGCCCGAACACCCAGCCCCUGGACGGUGAGACACCUGUUGCUGCAGGUGGCCCGUGGCUCACUGAUGAGGCCCGGCCCCAGGCAUACGCCACCUUCUCUGGGGCCACCUCUCUGGUCUGCAGUGGGGUUCUCCUGGGAGCCCCCAGUCACCACAGGACCAGCGUGGCCUGUCUGUAGCCCAAGAAGGUGGGGACACAAGACUGUCCCCCGUGCCCCCCGCAUCACCCGCGAGGCCAAGCGAGCACCAGUGGUGUCUGCAGGGAAGAUGAAGGGCUCACGCACAGCCCCCAUCCACAGAAGCACAGACUGCAGCCACAUGCGCUAUGGAACAAACACAAGUGUCCAUGCAGGACCCGAUGUCUGAACGUCAAGGCCAUGCCCGGGCCACAGUGAGAAGGUGCAUCCCCCAUGCAAGCCACAGAGAGGGGAUGGGGGGGCCAUCUGCGAUUCUGAGCUCAUCGGGUAUCACCCCAGAGGGAGAGGGAGAGGGAGAGAGGUAGACAGAAGUACAGAGGGAGAGAAAGAGAGAGGGAGGGAGAGACGGCUCUCCCUUCCCUGGGGGUUCUCUAGUGCAGCCAAGGCUGAAAACCACUGCAUUUUGGGAGAUGGGUCCUCGUGGAAGAGUUAAAUAGUAGCUCAUGGCAUUAUCGACACAUACUAAAAAGGCCCCAAAUCUUGGGGAGUCAGGAAGGGGAGUGUCGGCUGCCUCGUAAACGAGGAGAGAUUGGGCAUCAGGGGAGGUGCCUGUGCAGCCUGCGCCCAGGGCCCCGCAGACUUCAUCUCCCAGCGGUGGUCCUGGGCUGGGACUUCUCUCCCAGCGGGGAGGUCAGGCUGUCCAAGCAUCAACGUUGACUUCAGGGCUGAUCUAAAAGGCGCCUGGUGUUUGUUGAAGCAGAAAAAAGAGAAAGCAGUAGGGAGAGGAUGGGAGUGGGAGGGGGAGGGAGCCCCCCUCCUCAGCACUUCUACCGCUCUCCCUCUCUCUUUCCCUUUCUCCCUCUCUCCCUCUACCUCGCUGCCUCUCACUCUCCCUCUCCCUCCAUCUCUCUCCCUGCCUCUCUCCCUCCCUCCAUCUCUCCCCCUGCCUCUCUCCCUCCCUCUCUUCCUGUCCCUCCUUCCCUGUCCCUCUCUCUCUCUCUCUCCCUCUUUCCCUCCCCCUCUCCCUCUCUCCCUUUCCCUCUCCCUCUCCCCCUCUCCCUCUCUCCCUUCCUCUCUCCCUGUCCCUGUUUCCCUGUUCCGCACGC
Lagenorhynchus albirostris (white-beaked dolphin) is the source of this 3955-nucleotide messenger RNA. RefSeq lists its product as uncharacterized. The record is from RefSeq and is a predicted model, not a curated record. Lineage: Eukaryota; Metazoa; Chordata; Mammalia; Artiodactyla; Delphinidae. Bases 1954 to 3078 code for a protein of 374 amino acids. The transcript has 7 exons.